Caenorhabditis sp. 36 PRJEB53466 is the source of this 1574-nucleotide messenger RNA. The record is from the annotation of a GenBank genome assembly. Lineage: Eukaryota; Metazoa; Nematoda; Chromadorea; Rhabditida; Rhabditidae.
AUGCACUUGGUUUCGCUUCUCAAGCUAGCCGCUCUUUUUCUAACUUCUGCAGCCGGCAAGUCAGUGCUCAAAUCCGAAACUCUUGAAGUCGCACUAUCCGGGCACAGUGUCAUCCACAAGACCGCACUCGGAUCUUUCGUCCAGCACAUCCGUGAUAACACUCGACAACUGCGUGUUUCUAUAAGUUCUACUGGUCCCUGCUGGAUCUCCUUCUUCAAAUGUGGUCAACUGAUCGCCGCAACAAACAGUUUGAACUCUCCGAAGACGUUCAUUCUGUCUUCAUCUGUUUCGAUGGCGCUACGUGGCAUGACUGACGUCAUUUGCACUGAAAGUCCGGAAAGCAAAGAGUAAGCGAUAAGAUAUUAUUAUUGUUUGCAACGUGAUUAUUUUUAGUAUUAACGUGAUUGUUGGUUCAAAUGAGACUGACCAUGCAAUAAUCACUUUUGAAAUCAUCGAAGAAGAGAGAGAAGACCAAACUCCAACUGUGUACGUACUUUUCAUUUUUUGAUCAAAGAAAUGAUCGCGAUUUCCAGUUGGAACUACGAUUGGAACAAGGACAGUUCGAGGUAUCAUCCGGAUACCACUUAUCAUCGCCAUGAUUACGAGAUAACUAACACGUCAGUUCUGAAUGCAGCAUUCGACAAUUUCAUCGGUUUCAACUGUAAGCAGGGCAAAAAGCGGGGCUGGGCUUUCAAAGACUCGGACUUUUGAUACUAUUUUGAAUCAUUUGAUUGGACCAAAACUUUGCAAGCUUUGUGGACUUAGGUUGAAGUAUUUCGGGUUAAAGUUUCGAACCGAUAGGAUCAUCUGGUCCCGAGAUACGUGGAUGUGAGGCCGGCAAGGCCGCAGUUUUUGCAAAUAAUCAGUCUUUUCGGCUUAAAGCCAGUCCUUAGCUUUCCUUUGAUACAUCGUCCCAUUUCCAGUAAGUCUGACCCUCAAUAACACUCUCAAUCUAACCGGAAAUCUCGAUAUCGUCGUUGGCGAGUAUGCGGACAGCACAAUCUUGGUGGCUACAGCCAUUGUGAGCAAAGCGCAGAUUAUGGGAAUAACGUGAGCUGCCUCCCAUCGAAUGAAAGGAAAAAAUAAACGUUUUCAGAGGCAGAAACGAGAUUAAGCAGCCAGCAACGAUGCUGGAGAUGUUGUCAAUGGUUACCAGUUUCUACGACCACCUUCUUUUUCGCACUCUUCUCUGUGAGUUCACGAGCGGUUGGUGUAUAAUUGUUCGAGCCUGAAAACUUUUCCCCAGUAUUUAUUGUGUUUCUCUUGUGGUCCAGUGAGCCUGAUGUCAACUUUCCCGUGGCAUCCGAACUCAUUUUUGCUCUUUUUUUGUACUAUUCAUCCAGAUCCAACUUUCAGGGGGAGUCAUUUCUACUAUUCUCAUUGUCAUUUUCCUCCGGGUUGACUGCGAAGUCAGAAUCAGUUAUAAUCCGAACGGAUGGAUAAACGAAUUCAUCGAAGAAGUCAAAGCGUGCAUGCAGAGAGAACGUCUCCGAACUGAAGGGCUGGAGAGCGUCUCAGACGAAGAAAUCGAUAAUAUAAUCAAUUCUGAACUUGUCCAUGAGACUGAAAUGUAG